GUUCACAUACUGCCGGCCAACAAGGUGGUUCACAUACCACCGGUCAACAAAGUGGUUCGCAUGCCACAGACCAACAAGGUGGCUCUAAUGCUGAGUUUGGUGGGCGUUGCCCGUUUAUUCUAUCAGCGCCACCUCACGACUCAUGUCUGCCCGGCAAAAGUCCAUGCCUGGAAAGUUGGCUCCGUUCGGCGCACUUAUGCUGUUCGUGAUCGACACGAGAACGCGACAUCAGGCCCUUCAUGCCUCAGCUUCUUGUACAAUGCCUCUACUGGAGAUAUUCCAUGCGGCCCCCUGCGAAAGCAGAUUAUCGGCGAAAGCGACUCUAGGCCAAGCCGUGGGAAAGCUCCGGCUCCUGUGGGUAACUUCCGGAGCCGUGAUGCCCCCUCCAGCAGUGGUGAUUCCGGUGGCUAA
Messenger RNA from Periconia digitata, 411 nucleotides. The record is from the annotation of a GenBank genome assembly. Lineage: Eukaryota; Fungi; Ascomycota; Dothideomycetes; Pleosporales; Periconiaceae.